Messenger RNA from Bactrocera neohumeralis, 1602 nucleotides. RefSeq lists its product as uncharacterized. The record is from RefSeq and is a predicted model, not a curated record. The transcript is spliced from 2 exons. NCBI's taxonomy places the organism in Eukaryota, Metazoa, Arthropoda, Insecta, Diptera, Tephritidae. Bases 271 to 1521 code for a protein of 416 amino acids.
UAAAAAUAUAUUUAAUUUAAAAAAAUAAUUUUCAUCAUUUUAUUUAUUAACCUUUUUGGGAUUGUCUUUUGGCACUAUUGACAAUUAUGUUUUCUCCUUCGCACUCAUUCAAAUAAAUCAAGAAAUGAAAGAAACUUUUUUCAUCGCAUUUAGGUAAAGCGGCAAAUACACGACACGAACAUUUCCGCGAACAUUCCGCAAUCUUGUUCGCAGCUUUGGCCAUACACCAUACGAACUUUUUGCCGAACAUUAGUUCUCUUUCAGACAGCGAUGAAUACGGACAGCAAUUGUGCUGCAGCAAUAUUGCUCGCUCUGGCAAUUAAGCGUAGAAAAAACAGAGAACAUCGCAAAAAAAGAAUUUGGUGCAAAGAAUGGUUUAAAAAACGAGCAGUUCUUGGACAAAGUGAGCUUAUUAAAGAACUGGAAUUCACGUCACAAAAUGAUUUUAAAAAUUACGUUCGUAUGAGCAAGGCAACAUUUGACCAACUUUUACAAAAAAUGUUGCCACUCAUAACGAAACAGGAUACAAUAAUGAGAGAAGCGAUUCCCCCUCAUCACCGCCUUGCUUUAACUUUACGCUUUCUAGCUAGUGGCAAUAGCUUUGAAGACUUAAAAUUUUUGACAGCAAUUGCGCCCCAAACGAUUGGGAAAAUAGUUACAGAGACUUGUGAUGCCAUAAUAAGUCAAUUGAAAGAUUUUAUUAAGCUUCCACAAACAGAAAAAGAUUGGAAGGUAGAAGCGAAAAAUCUUGAUGCACGCUGGAACUUCCCAAAUUGUAUAGGCGCAAUUGAUGGAAAACACGUCAAUAUAACAAAGCCACCUGGAUCUGGAUCUUUUUAUUAUAAUUAUAAAAAAAAUUUUUCGAUCAUUUUAAUGGCAGUGGUUAAUUCUAAUUACGAAUUUUUGAUGGUGGAUGUUGGCACAAAUGGAAGAGCGUCUGAUGCCGGCCUUUUUAGCGAAACAAAAUUUUUUUCAUCUCUAAAAAAUAAAACAUUGAAAAUUCCUGACCCUCAGCCGCUUCCAAACUGCGCAGAAAAACUACCAUUUGUAUUCGUAGCUGACGAUGCUUUUCCCCUGUUAGAAAAUAUCAUGAAGCCAUUUAGCCACAACACACUCAAGGAAGAAGAAAUAAUUUUUAACUACAGGCUUUCUCGGGUGAGAAGAAUUGUUGAAAACUGUUUUGGCAUUUUAGCAUCAAGAUUUAGAAUUCUCCUACAAACUAUUAAUUUAUCACCAGAAAAAGUCACGAAAAUUGUGUUAACCUGUUGCUACUUGCAUAACUUUUUACGGAGGCAAAAUGAGGAGACGUAUUUUGAAGGUGGAUUCGAUGUUGAAGAAACAGAUCCCGGAGCGAUAGAAUACGCCGAUUGGCAUAAUGACCAUGGACUUACAGCUCUUCAAGCUUCAAGUGCAAAGAAUGCAUCCAACUUAGCAAAAACUACUCGAGAAAAAUAUUGUAAUUAUUUUAAUACAGUGGGAGCUGUUCCGUGGCAGAACAAUAUAUUAAAUAUAAGAAAGUGAAUCAUUUACGGAAUAAAAACAAAAUGAAUGUUUGUGUUCACAAAAAAAAAAGAAACAAUAAAAUUUUGACUUUUAUUCUUA